Messenger RNA from Malurus melanocephalus (red-backed fairy wren), 2242 nucleotides. It is a transcript of the gene BYSL, whose product is annotated as bystin like. Gene Ontology annotation, cellular component: nucleolus; preribosome, small subunit precursor; cytoplasm. The coding region runs from base 90 to 1406 and encodes 438 amino acids. Gene Ontology annotation, molecular function: snoRNA binding. NCBI's taxonomy places the organism in Eukaryota, Metazoa, Chordata, Aves, Passeriformes, Maluridae. The record is from RefSeq and is a predicted model, not a curated record. The transcript is spliced from 7 exons. Gene Ontology annotation, biological process: rRNA processing.
GAAGAGGCGGAGCCACCCCGGAAAGGGCGGGGACAGCCCCCACGUGUCGCUUCCCGGUCCGGUCCCGGUCRCCCCCCGGUCCGUCCGCGAUGCCCAAGGCCCGGCGGGCGCGGGGCUCCGGCCCGGCCCCGGCGCUGCCCUUGGCCGAGCAGAUCCUGCAGGACGCGGCCCCGCGGGUGCGGGCGAGGCGCGGGGGCCCCGCGGGGGCGGAGGAGCCGCACGGGGAUGGCGGCGGGGACGGCUUCGUGGACGCGCGGCUGUCCCGGCGCAUCCUGGAGCAAGCGCGGCGGCAGCAGGAGGAGCUGGAGGCCGAGCACGGCCCCGGAGCGCCCGCAGCCCCCCGGCAGCGCAGCGCGGUUCUGGGGCCCGGCUCGGACUCGGAGGAUGAUGAGGAAUGGCCCUCGCUGGARAAGGCGGCGGCGGCCGCGGGACGGAGCGGGGACUACGGCGGGGAGGUGGAGGUGGAUCCCGAGGAUGAGAAAGCCAUCGAGAUGUUCAUGAACAAGAACCCGCCGCUGAGGCGCACCCUGGCCGAUAUCAUCAUGGAGAAGAUCACGGAGAAGCAGACAGAGGUGGACACGGCGCUGUCGGAGAUCUCGGGCUGCCCCAUGCCCCAGCUCGACCCCCGUGUGCUGGAGGUCUACAGGGGCGUCAGGGAGGUGCUGUCCAAGUACAGGAGYGGGAAGCUCCCCAAGGCGUUUAAAAUCAUCCCUGCCUUGUCCAACUGGGAGCAGAUCCUCUACAUCACCGAGCCAGAGACGUGGACGGCYGCUGCCAUGUACCAGGCCACCAGGAUCUUUUCCUCCAACCUGAAGGAGAAGAUGGCCCAGCGCUUUUACAACCUGGUGCUGCUGCCACGGAUCCGGGACGACAUCGCYGAGUACAAGCGGCUCAACUUCCACCUCUACAUGGCUCUGAAGAAGGCUCUGUUCAAGCCAGCAGCCUGGUUCAAGGGGAUCCUCAUCCCGCUCUGUGAGUCGGGCACAUGCACGCUCAGGGAGGCCGUCAUCAUCGGCAGCAUCCUCACCAAGUGCUCCAUCCCYGUCCUGCACUCCAGCGCGGCGCUGCUGAAGCUGGCCGAGAUGCAGUACAGUGGCGCCAACAGCAUCUUCCUGCGCCUGCUCAUCGACAAGAAAUACGCGCUGCCCUUCCGCGUGCUCGACGCCCUGGUCUUCCACUUCCUGGGCUUCCGCACGGAGCAGCGGCUCCUGCCCGUGCUGUGGCACCAGAGCCUGCUGGCCCUGGCGCAGCGCUACAAGGAGGACCUGUCCUCGGAGCAGAAAGAGGCGCUGCUCGAGCUGCUCAAGUUCCACAGCCACCCCCAGAUCUCGCCCGAGAUCCGCCGCGAGCUGAUGAACUCCAAGACGAGGGACGUGGAGGGGGAGCAGCCCGCRGCCAUGGAGUGAAGUGCAGGAUGGAAAAGCUGCAGCCUGUGCUGUCCUGCCCCUGGGAGCCUGGGUUAGGAGUGUCCAUCCUGGAUCCUGCUGCCCUGAGUGGUCACUGGGGUCAGACUGUGCCCACAGAGCUGGACUGGACACCCUGUGCUGUUCGUUGGGGCAGGGCACCCCCUGACCCACCCAGAGAGGAGCCCGGUGCCACCAGCACUGGGACACUUUGGUUUGUUCCUGUAGUUGGAAAUAAAACCAGAGCUGUGUGGGUCAGUCAGGUCCCUGUCCCUGUCCCCUCCAGCCUCUGGAACUCCCUACCCCAAACACUCAAAGCCCCCCAGGGUUUACUUCCUGCAGUUAUGGGGCCACUGUCCUCAGCUGGCCAUUUAGGCCACCAGCCUGGCCUGCUCCUGGCACUGUGCCCACCCAGGUGCCMCCCAGAGGGGAUUUUCCCUGAGGCUGCUCUUCCCCGGGCUGUGCUGMGGGUGUCACUCUGUGCCCYGCAGGUCCUGCACGUUUGGCCCACRGAGAGGAGCYCCUGCUGCACCCCCUGAGCUGUGCCAARGGCAGCUGCCUCCUCCUUUUUCUGUGAGCUGUCACCUCCUCCCGUGGCAGGAGCAGGAGCUGGUCCCCACACACCACGGCCUUUUCCUUGAUUUUAUUUGAUUUUAUCUGAUUUUAUCAGAUUUUAAGGAAGCUGAUGAGCACCAGAGGGAGCCUGGGCUGGCACAGAGCCCCUGGCACCCUUUUGCCACCACCUGAGCUGCUCCAGUGUCCAUCCCCUUCCCAUCUCCUGGGAGGUGCUGCCUCUGCUCCAGGGGCACCUGCAGGAAGGUGUUUGGCUCCAGGUUUAU